Messenger RNA from Oncorhynchus nerka (sockeye salmon), 3135 nucleotides. Its product is annotated as overexpressed in colon carcinoma 1 protein homolog. The transcript is spliced from 6 exons. Lineage: Eukaryota; Metazoa; Chordata; Actinopteri; Salmoniformes; Salmonidae. The coding region runs from base 291 to 479 and encodes 62 amino acids. The record is from RefSeq and is a predicted model, not a curated record.
GGCUGGCUUCUUCGACACCCUCCUGCCCAUUCCCCCGUUUCCUGGACAACCCUGUCAGGGUGGAGAAAAAUAGCAAAUCAUGUGAGGACAGAGCAUCUUUCUCGCUCUCUCUUUCCCUCUCCCCCUCCCUCUGUGAAUUUAACAGUAUCUCCAUGCUUUCACACACACACACUCAGUUCAGCGUUGCAGAGGGGAUGGACACAGAGUGCAGGAGCAUACCACCAAAUAGUAAAUCAGUGUGACUGAGACACAUAAUACAACUCCUUCCCAGUGGCAGCGUCUAUGCAAAAAUGGGUUGUGGCAAUUCCUCAGCCGCCAGCACCUCAGGAGGGGGACCUGCAGAAACCUCCAAAGAUUUGACAGAUGAGUCCUCACCUGACGAUGAGAAAAGAAGGAACUAUGGCGGGGUGUACGUAGGUCUACCAUCUGACAUGACCACCGUUGCAGGCAGCCAGUCCAAGUCCACAGACAAAAACUAACAGAUAUAGAAGGGAAUCAUUGACAUGCAUCACAGGACUGUAGCUACAAUAUUCAGAACAUACAGAGACAUUACAUUUCUACGUUGAGAGGAGGAUUACUGACUCAUCUUCACAUCCCUGCCUCCGUAAGAGUGAGACAGACUGAAAGACCCUGGGGAAUCAGGCAGAUAUGAGGUCAGCCUGCUUGGGUCCUGAGGAAACUGCCUCAGAAUGGCACCGAGUAGACCUUCAAUGGAUGCCUUUGUCUGAGGAUUCUUUGCCCUUUCUGACCCUCACAGGAAGCCGGGCAGCAGCAGAGAAGUCGGGUGGGUACGUCCCGACUGCGGAUAUUGGGACCAACAUUAUGGAAUCCGGGGCAAUGUUCUGGACAAGCUCCUUGUGUUUAGGAAGAGAUGUGACACACACAGCCCAGUCACACUGAGACACCUCCUCGACCGGCUCUGUAAACAUUUAAUCCAAGUGCUGGUGUAGAUAGAUGUUUUAUGUGGUGGGAGGGAUAGUGGACCCACACAGUGGCUCAAACACAAGCAGUGCUAUUCACUUUUAUGAUUAUGGAGUAUUUUAGGUCACCCAGUUUUCAUGUUUUGUUCGGUAUCAGAUACUGUAAAUAAUUUCUGAGAUUCAUGAAAACAACAUUCUAUAACCCAUUUGGAGAUUGUGUUGUGUUAUUUUCUAGUUGGUUGCUGCUAUUGCUUUUUAAACCACUUGCAUUUACUGUCUAAAUACAAAUGGACCUACUUGUAACUUUUGGUACCAAACGGAUGGGGGACCUCCUGUGGGUGUACUGGCUGGUACUGUAGCCUGACAGUACUGUAGCGAGCAUCUGUUGUGUGCGUCAUUCAUGUUUGAGGUUAUUAAGUGUUGUGUUGUCAUUUAACCUGUGAAUCAUGCUAACAUGACAUCAUCAGUCUGGGUGGGGCUAAAGAUACAUUGAGGAUACUACUCUUACGAUUCUUUACCCACAAAGGUCUGAACUGAUCUGAGAUCUGACGUCAUCAGAUUGUUAACAAUACAUGCAUUAUUACUCCAGGUUCCAGCAGCUGAUCUCAGUGUUCCACAUACAGUAGCUCUUGUUGGCCAUUUUAGCAGCUGCGUCACCAUCCAGAACUCGUUGUUUUUUACGAAGAGUUAAACUCUCCAACUGCAAUUUGUAAAAUGUUGUCUUUUCUAUUUCUAAAAUGAUUCCUUUUGAAAACUAAAUGUACACAUUUUAUUAUAACAUUUAAUUGGAAAGAUAAUCUGUCAAAAAUAAUCUGAACUACAUUGUUUAGCAAAGGUUUGCCUAAACAUAUAUUUGAAUCUAUAUGUCUCAUUAUGAACAACUGUAUCAGUGAAUGUAGUUGGAAACCAUAACACUGGCAGCAUAUUGACACGCCACAAUAUCUCCCCCCAGAGCAAGAAUUAGAAGUCUGAAGGGAAUAGAGAAUCCAUCCAAUGUCAUUCAUCUACAUGCAGUUCCUGUUCGUGAUUUAAUGAAUGUAUGAAUGUACAUACAGCAUCUUCACCACCACGACCACAGAGGAACAGGGAAGUGGGCCAUGCUAACACACUUGAGAUUCAAGAGAUGUUUUGUUCUCUUCAAUACAUCAGUCCUAUUAUAUAUUCUCUACUCCACUCUACCUGGUUUGAGAUAAGAAUAUAAGAAUAUACAUAAUAUUUACAUGGAAUAUAAAUGUAGAUUAUGAAUGUUCCCUGGCGUUCAACCAUCUACUCAGUAAUCUGUGUCAGGCCACUUAUGAAUGUGAUGUGUACCGAUUUAAAGAGCACCCCACAGUUUUUGCUCUGCCACUACACGGCUACCACCCCUUUUCAUUGAUGUCUACAUUUCCUUUCUGUUGAGGCUCCUCCAGUUUCACCAUCAGAAUCCUCUGGCCUUUGGCUUUCACAGUGCAACACCGUUCCCACUGGGCAAACACUAGUUGAAUCAACGUUGUUAACUAGGCAAGUCAGUUAAGAACAAAUUCUUAUUUUCAAUGACAGCCUAGGAACAGUGGGUUAACUGCUUGUUCAGGGGCAGAACGACAGAUUUGUACCUUGUCAGCUCGGGGAUUUGAACUUGCAACCUUCCGGUUACUAGUCCAAUGCUCUAACCACUAUGCUACCAUUAUCAACGUAAAUAGAGCAGUAAAAAUAAAUGUUUUGUCAUACCCGUGGUAUACCACUGCUGUCAGCCAAUCAGCAUUCAGGGCUCUAACCACCCAUUUUAUAUUAGCAUAUAGCUCAUGGAAGACUCACUGGUAUACUGUUCAUGGUGCUGCACAUGAUUACGACGACAGGGGAAUCGAUUACUUUGGAGUAAUUUGAGGCUAAAGCAGCUGUGCUGGAGGCUUCUUAUUCUGGAUUUAUCUCCUUGUGUAGAUGUGUCCAUAAUACAUUUGGGAAAAGAGAAAACACAUGAGAAACCCACUGUAGAUGAUCACUUGAGAACCAAUUGAUGACCUUUUAUGCUAUUUACUACUGUAUGAGAUACUGUUCCUAAUCAUUGAUGCUCCUAACUUGUUCCGGGUCACUUUGUGUAUACUCAGUACACCCUCAAACACAGUAAGAAGGACCACAGCUGCUUUAGAGAGCCAUUCUUGUUUAUAACCCGACAUGCCCUGUAUUACUUGUCCUAUCACUGAUCUAUUUAUGAUUAAAGUAUUUUAUAUUGUCUGCA